Messenger RNA from Sesamum indicum (sesame), 1578 nucleotides. Its product is annotated as putative RING-H2 finger protein ATL21B. Gene Ontology annotation, molecular function: polysaccharide binding. NCBI's taxonomy places the organism in Eukaryota, Viridiplantae, Streptophyta, Magnoliopsida, Lamiales, Pedaliaceae. The record is from RefSeq and is a predicted model, not a curated record.
CAAGAACAGGUUGCUCUCAUCUUUCUUCAACUUAACUGUUGCUACCCAACAAUUUCUCCUCACACCAACACUUAAAUACACACACCAAUCUCUUCCGAAUCUACAGCCCCCUUUUCAUUUCAAUAGUGAUGCACCCACCCGAAUACCCUAUCCGUAGAUUUUCAGCCCAGAUGGAACUCACACUCUGAACAAAAAAUACAAAGAAAAAUCUGGCGAUGAAAUGGAAACCACAACGCUUCUCCUCCUUUUCUCCUCUUCAAUCUUCACUUUCCUCACGAUGCCAGCUCUAUCCGCCAACCCAUGCAGGCCCGAUUCGUGUGAUACCACUUUCGGCGUGGAGGUCCGAUUCCCAUUCCGGCUGCGGAACCGUCAACCCGUCCGCUGUGGCUACCCGGGUUUCGACCUGUACUGCAACGCCCAGAACCAAACAAUUCUCAGCCUCCCAGAAUCAGGGGAGUUCGUAGUAGACCAUAUAGAUUAUACUGCCCAAGCCCUUUUCAUCAACGACCCGGAUCUCUGCCUCCCGAAGCGGAUCCUCAACUUCACCCUGUCGGGUUCGGUUUUCCGGGGCGCUUAUAUGAGAGAGUACACCUUUUUGAACUGCUCUUCGGACUAUAUGGAUUACACGGGCACCCGUUACAUCCCGCUGUUUUGCCUUAGUGGGAGGAACUACACAGUUCUGGCGGUGAAUUCGCGGUCAUUGGGGGGUGGGGUGCCGGCGGCGUGCCGGGAGAUUGCGAACGUGUCGGUCCCGUUGCAGUGGGGGCUUUCGCAGUUCUAUUGGAUGGAUUUGAGGGAGGAUCUUGAGCUGGUUUGGAGUGAGCCGGCGUGCUGGGGGUGUGAAAACCAGGGGGGCAUUUGCGGGUAUAAGGGGGAUUCCGGCCGCGAGAUUGGGUGCUACCGGCGUUCGAGAUCUGGUCUUCCUAGAAGUGCAAAAUAUGGAAUCAUAGUUGGAGUUGGGAUACCAGGACUAGUGUGCAUCAUUGGGCUCGUAUGUUAUGCUUGUGGCAUGGUGCGGGCAUUUAACAUUCAGCGUCGCCUCAACUCUAGCCUCCCAACUGUUGCUUCCGAUCAACGGCCAACAAUUAGGUCAACCAGUGGCUUGGACCGGCCGACCAUAGAGUCAUAUCCGACGACAGUUUUAGGGGAGAGUCGCCGGCUCCCGGAGCCGAGUGAGGGCACUUGCCCGAUUUGCUUGUCCGAUUACCAGCCUAAGGAGACGUUGAGGAGCUUACCUGAAUGCAAUCACUAUUUUCAUGCUAACUGCAUUGAUGAGUGGCUCAAGCUCAACGGCACUUGCCCGCUGUGUAGGAAUUCGCCGGAGAGCUCUAUAGCCACACCAUCUUCCUCAAUGUCAAUAUCUUCUUCGUCGUCGUCAACAACAUUGGAUCGUCAUUAGGGCCUGGAUUGACUUUCCUAUGUGUUCUUUUUUCCCGUGAGAUAUAAAAUUCACCUUUGUAUAAAGUAAAAAAAUAUAAAAUUCAUCUAUGUAUAAAUGUAAAACAAUUGGUAGGAAAAGAAUGAUGAGUUUUUGAAAGUUGAGUUUAGAAUUUAAAUCAAUAUAUAGUUUUGGGUAAA